AUGCUGCAAAAUCAACAGCGCAAACGGCCGCACUACAAUGAGGAGGAUAUAAAAGCGCAGUUGUCGCAGGUACAUUUGAUAGAAUUCGAUAGCUCGAAUGUGCAGGACGAGUCGCUCGAGCAACUUGGUCCAAUACUAAAGAAUAUCAACGAAUCGCAGCAGGAGAGAGACUAUGUGAAGGCAUUAGAUGCUUUCAUAGCAGAGAAGGACAAGGAGAUUGAGGAGCAGUGCAAAUACAAUUAUCAGGACUUUGUAGGAUCAGUGAAGACGCUUCUUGGAGUGCGCAAGAGCACAAUGCAGCUUAAGCAGAAGAUCGUCCAGGUAAAUGAUGACAUGCAGUCUGCAGGAAGAUCUCUAGUCAUGAAGAAGAAGGAAUUACUUGAAAUAAACAGAACAAACGGUAAUAUCGACCAAGCUACAGAAAUGAUGCGCGCAUUUCAGCAUGUACUCGAAAUGAUGAAAAGAGUUGAUGAGCUGAUAGAGAGUAGGAAAUACUACGCAGCUUUACGCUCUCUUGACGAUCUCGCUAUUCACCAUCUUCCACCAUUAGCGAAUUACACACUCGGUGCUCACCUAUUAGAUGGUAUUCCAGCAAUGCGUCGUACAGUCUGCGAUAGUGCAUCAUUCGAGUUGAAAGACUGGCUGCUCGGUAUCAGGAACAUUCAGCGCAUAGUCGGUGCUUUAGCUCUAUCCAACACGAAUGAAAGACAGCAGCGAUGGCGCAGCAAAAAGCAAUCAGAUCCCCUAUUAGUCAACAGCGGUAUUAACUCCCCAUUAGAACUGGUCAUGAAUCAAGAUAAUUUCGAUCCACUAAAUAACAACGACGUUAGUAUCGACUUCAAGCCGCUACUGCACUGUAUACACAUCUACGACGCACUGGCAGCUAGACAAGACUUAAGGAAAGCGUAUCAGGAGGACAGAAAGUCGCAAGCUGAUUUGAUUUUGUCAACAAGAAGUGAUCACGAUUUCUCGCAUUCGUUGCAGCAUCUCCUACAGGACGUUGUCGGAUUCUUUAUCGUCGAGAGGUAUGUACUCAGUCUGACUAGUGGCUUCAGGAGCGAGAGUAAUGUCGAUGAUCUGUGGGAUCUCAUAUGCUCUGGUAUAUCUAGCGUAGUUAGGGAUGGUCUGCGCACAUCACAGUCGCAUGUGACAGUCAAAGAAAAUGUAAUGACGUUUAUUUGGACGCUCGAAAGCUACGAUUUUGACGUACAGCAAUUGAACACGCUACUUCACGCAUUGUUCGAAGAAUAUACCACAUUACUUCAUGAUAACUACUCAAAAGAGCUAAGGAGCGUAUUUGAAGGCAGUGAUCAGCAAGCUCUUGUGGUCCAGUCUUCUGAGGAUCUCGAAAGUAUACUUAGUAUUUGCUGGGUUGACAACUCUUCAGUCUCAGCCGUAUAUUCUCAGAAACCACCUAUUCAUUUACCCUUUUCAAGCAUAUACCCAGAUUCAUGCAGAUUAUUGCGACAAUUUAUCGAAGAUUUUUACAAAUACACGGAUGGAUACGCUCAAGUGGAUACUAACAGUCUAAUCGUGGAUGGCUUAGACAGUGUGAUGAGAGAUGGAGUAGUCAAAGCGCUAAGCGUGAUUGCCGAGGGUGUCUUUAAUCUCUCACAAGCGGUCCAGUUGGCUGUAGAUGUCAGUUAUUUCGAGUUUGCAGCUGGAGAGCUAAUCAAGUGGUUGAGUGCUCUGUUUGGAGGUGUACACGACACAUCCCGUUCGUCUCACCAGCUGAAUUGUAUCAAAGACGUUAAGAAGCUGUCAAAGCAAACUUUGACGCGUAUAAGUGCUCUUAUUGGCGACAAACUCGACUCAUUAUUCGAGAUGGCAGAGGUUGAAUGGACCCCAGACUCUUCUACGGCACUCAAGAGUGACGUAAAUCCGAGCGAGUAUUUAAGGGAAAUGACAGAUUACCUCUCUUUUAUCAGCUCAUCGGUGCUGACUAAUUUGCCUACUAGUCUGCGCGACCAGGCUUAUGCGAAUGCUGUGCAACAUAUUGCUGAAGGUAUACUUGAUUUGUUGGUCGGUAGCGAAGUGCAAGUGAUUAAUGAAAAGGGACUAGAUAACGUCAGAAUCGACGUCAAUUUCCUCAUGACACAGUGUAUUAGCGACCAAAAACCACCAACGCUUACUGAACUGGAUCAGAUACUGAAUUUGGUAAAGCUGAAUCACAUACAGGCAUUCUUUGAUAGUUCGACAUUCAGGAGAACUAAAUAUGGUAAUGUGACGCCCAAGAGAACAGAACUUAUUGGCGGUGUUGGACAAGCUGAGCAAAAGUCAUUUAACUAG
Molecule: messenger RNA, 2289 nt
Organism: Wallemia ichthyophaga EXF-994
Lineage: Eukaryota; Fungi; Basidiomycota; Wallemiomycetes; Wallemiales; Wallemiaceae
Product: Exocyst complex component 6B
Exons: 5
Coding region: 1-2289 (762 amino acids)
Biological process (GO): exocytosis; Golgi to plasma membrane transport; intracellular protein transport
Cellular component (GO): exocyst; membrane
Source: RefSeq, a predicted model, not a curated record